Molecule: messenger RNA, 2058 nt
Organism: Halichondria panicea
Lineage: Eukaryota; Metazoa; Porifera; Demospongiae; Suberitida; Halichondriidae
Product: variant-specific surface protein VSP4A1-like
Exons: 3
Coding region: 1-1719 (572 amino acids)
Source: RefSeq, a predicted model, not a curated record
AUGGACAUCAGGGGCAAUCAACUCUGUGUGUUACUACUCGGAGCCUUACUAGUGGCCACGCCCAGAGCUGUAAGUGGUGAAUUUAUUCUCACUGUCAACUUGGUCGACUACACCAACCCAACCGGACUGUGUGCUGAAUGUCAGGUUAAAGCUGGAGUUGCUCAAGACCAGUUGGUAUCAGUGUGCUGUGAUGAUAAACCAUUCAAAUCUCGCAACUGUGACAACACAGGAGAGGAGAGAUGUGACACCAGGUUCCGUUGGACCAUCAGAACAUUCGGUGCAUCACUAGAGACAAGACCCAGCAUGGGGUACAGCUUCACAGACUGUACAAUGUCACCCAGCACUUGCCCAUUCAGUGAAAUAAGUACAACAUUCGGUCAAGGUCCAACAGCACUACUGGGAGUAACACCCAAUCCUCUACCUGUUUCAAAAACAUAUUAUAGCAUGUGGACGAGACAAAUACAGUUUUUCAUAGAAGCUGUGGACAGUAUGCUGCCAAACAUAAUAGACAGUCUGUUGAUUGACCUGGACAACCUUCAACUUGGAGCAGACUUUACAGAGGAGAUGACGUUCACUGGAUACCACAACAUAUCUCACAUGACCAUGAGUUUCAGAGUCGAAUGCUCUCCUGGUUUCUGUGGAUCUGACUGUACCACCACACCUCAGAACAAUCCACGAGUGGCGACAUGUCGAGCUGAUGGUACUCUAACAUGUACUGAUAACCGAUUAGACCCUUCACCUCUUGUAGCCUGCAACGACUGCCUCUACAACCUGGAUAUUACUACAGGCUGUUCUACCUGUUUGGAUGCCAAAUAUGAUCCAGACACAAACUGUCAAGCCUGCUUUCUCAACUAUGACGUUAAAACAAGUUGCUCAUCAUGCGUUAACACAAGAUAUGACCCAACCGAUAACUGUGCGUCAUGCUUGGACUCUACUUUCAAUCCUUUCGAUGAGUGUACAACAUGCUUGUUGAAAUUCUAUAACCUACAGAAAAACUGCACCCAGUGUCUACCCAACAGAGAUCCCUCUACCAACUGCACCCAGUGUCUACCCAACAGAGAUCCCUCUACCAACUGCACCCAGUGUCUACCCAUCAGAGAUCCCUCUACCUACUGCACCCAGUGUCUACCCAACAGAGAUCCCUCUACCAACUGCACCCAGUGCCUACCCAACAGAGAUUCCUCUACCAACUGCACUCAGUGCCUACCCAACAGAGAUCCCUCUACCAUCUGCACCCAGUGCCUACCCAACAGAGAUUCCUCUACCAACUGCACUCAGUGCCUACCCAACAGAGAUCCCUCUACCAACUGCACCCAGUGUCUACCCAACAGAGAUUCCUCUACCAACUGCACCCAGUGCCUACCCAACAGAAAUCCCUCUACCAACUGCACCCAGUGCCUACCCAACAGAGAUUCCUCUACCAACUGCACCCAGUGUCUACCCGACAGAGAUCCCUAUACCAACUGCACCCAGUGUCUACCCAACAGAGAUCGAUCUACCAACUGCACUCAGUGUCUACCAAACAGAGAUCCCUCUACCAACUGCACCCAGUGUCUACCAGGCUGGGACAUUAUCUCGGACUGUAUACUAGUUGCCUACCCAACAGAGAUCCCUCUACCAACUGCACUCAGUGUCUACCCAACAGAGAUUCCUCUACCAACUGCACCCAGUGUCUACCCAACAGAGAUCCCUCUACCAACUGCACCCAGUGUCUACUAGGCUGGGACAUUAUCUCGGACUGUACUAGUUGCCUACCCAACAGAGAUCCCUCUACCAACUGCACUCAGUGUCUACCCAACAGAGAUCCCUCUACCAACUGCACCCAGUGCAUAUACCCAACAGAGAUCCCUCUACCAACUGCACCCAGUGCCUACCCAACAGAGAUCCCUCUACCAACUGCACCCAGUGUCUACCCAACAGAGAUCCCUCUACCAACUGCACCCAGUGUCUACCAGGCUGGGACAUUAUCUCGGACUGUACUAGUUGCCUACCCAACAGAGAUCCCUCUACCAACUGCACUCAGUGUCUACCGAACAGAGAUCCCUCUACCAACUGCGC